AUGGACGAUCGAUCGGUGCUCCACUAUGAGUUGGGUUUCUACGAGAAAAGUGGUACAAACUGUUAUCGAGGGACGCUAACGUUCGCCCUUCGUUAUGAUUUUAUUCAUCGGGUUCUUAUGCUGCAUGUGCUCAGAGCUAAUCAUCUCUCAGUUGAGGAAAAAGGUCGAACGGUUGACCCAUAUGUGAAGAUGUAUCUGUUACCAGAACGGCGGAAUCACUGUAAGACAAGAAUUUGUAAGAAGACACUGGACCCUGAUUUCAACGAAAUGUUCUCAUUCGAUGUUCCGUUUAACAGCUUAUCAGGCAGAAUGUUACAAUUCACCGUGUACGAUUUCGAUCGAUUCACCCGGCACGGUUUGAUAGGGAACGUUAUAAUGAGAGAUCUGUUCGAUAAAAGUGAUCUUUACACUUGGACUGAGUACACCAUGCAAAUCGUUGGCAGUCAGGAAAAGAACGAUUUCGGAGACUUAUUACUGUAUUUGUUGUAUUCUCCUAAUGAACAAAAACUAUAUGUUACCGUAGCCAAGGCGUACAAUCUCCGACCAAUGGAUAUUACGGGAGCCUCAGAUCCAUACGUGAAAGUGGAACAAGUUUAUCGUGGUAAACGCGUGAAAUUACGCAAAUCAACGUGCAAAAGGGCCAACUUGAACCCUGUCUAUCACGAAACUUUGGAGUACGAUCUGCCACUGAAUCAAAUAGCGGAGACAAACAUUCUCGUACAGGUCAUGGAUUGGGAUCGAAUAGGGAAAGAUGACCUGUUGGGAUGCUGUGUUCUUGGCAAGGAUAGCCCAACAGUGGAAGGCCGAACUCAAUGGGAGAAUUGCUUCCUGUCACUUGCUCAAACGGAGGUGAAUGGACAGAAAAGGAAACCAAUUGGACAAUGGCACAGUAUCCUAUCGGAAGUUCCCGAGCAGUUCCAGAAUAUACCAAAAGCGAAGAAAUAG
This is a messenger RNA of Cooperia oncophora, 945 nucleotides long. Lineage: Eukaryota; Metazoa; Nematoda; Chromadorea; Rhabditida; Trichostrongylidae. The record is from the annotation of a GenBank genome assembly.